Molecule: messenger RNA, 5493 nt
Organism: Symbiodinium sp. CCMP2592
Lineage: Eukaryota; Dinophyceae; Suessiales; Symbiodiniaceae
Source: the annotation of a GenBank genome assembly
AUGCCGGAUCAUUCGCUAGUGCGUCUGAGAUCCUGGCUACUGGAGGAAGUUGAAUCUCUCUUGACAACCCAAACUGAAGUUACGUUGGCGUGGUCAGCUGAUCUGCUUACUGCGCUGUGGUCUGAAGUAGCGUUGUCGCAACUGAUUCUUGAAGCAGAGCUGAUUCUUCCAAGUGCCAGCUUUCGACGAUUUCUCUCAUUUGCCAUCCAGAACUACCCGGAAGAAUCACUUGAAGGGCUUCAUGCAGCGUUUCAUACAGCGAAUGAGCCAAACUGGCCUAUCUACGUGGCGAUCACGCCGCCCAAGAUCCCAGCAACUGCUCCUGCAGGCGUGGAGAGACUGCAGUGCAUCCACUGGAAUUGCUCUGGGCUUUCGGAGGAGCUUCAGAUUGAAUGGUUUGCGUGGCUUCGGCUACAACCACAAGUCAAGCUGUUCGUUCUGGUGGAAACACACUGGAGCUUCACAAGUGAAUACCGUUCGCACGGCUGGCACUUGAUCCACAGCGCUAAAGAAGGUGGCAAAGGGGGUGGCAUCAUGAUCGGCACUCGCGAGGACAUGACCAAAGCCGAGGACAUCAAAUGGCGAGUCAUGAUACCUGGUCGGCUUGUGCAUCUUCGCAGCGUCGUGGGGAAACAACAAAUGGACGUCAUCGGAAUCUACCAGACCGCAGUUUCGCAUGUCUCUGGAGAAAAGCAACAGGAGCUUGCCCGACAACGCAACAAACUAUGGCACACCAUGGACAAUUUACUUGCAGGGCUGCCUUUUCGCUCUUCUGUUGUGGUCUUGGGAGACUUCAAUGCCACCCUCAGUCCACUUUCAGAGGUGGCAGGGUCGGGCAUUGUGCCUGGACCGCGAGCGCCCUGGCUGGUUCAGGAACGCUCUGAUAUCAUGCAGAUUCUUAGGAGGCAUCGUCUUGUUGUUCUUAACACCUGGCUGCGCCCCACGCACACUUUCCAUCACCCAAAUGGUAAGUCCCAAAUUGACUAUAUCUUGAUACGCAAGCAGCUCGCCGAUCAGCAAGCUCGUCGUUGCACGGUCAUUGCCCCUCCUAUAGCGGCUUGGAGAUCUUCAGGCCACAAGCCUCUCUUGGCCAGUUUUCGGCUAAACUGGAAGCCCUGGAAAGCUAGCAUCUCGAACCCCAAAACUACGUUGGUUGCGGUGCCUCAUAUCCAUAACAUCCUGGCAGCUACAGUACCUUCGCUUGAACACCUUCGCAGUGCCGUCAAACAACAGCUUGAAGUGCCAACUGUGAAGCCACGGUAUCCGGCUUUAUCUGAUGUGGAUCCACAGAUACAUACAAUCUGGCAGGAACAGCAACGGAGACAAGCCGCCGUCAAUCCACAAGCAGCUGAUGCUCAGGAACAGAUGGAAGCCUCCGCCAAACAGGCGCGCCAGGAGCUUCGCAAGCUAGCUAGACAACGGAAGCGACAACGAAUGCUGGACACGCUUGAGGAGGCACAGCUGGCCUUUCAGGCGGGGGACAUACGAUUACACUUUCAAAUGAUUCGGAAGCUGGCCCCUAAAACUUAUCGUCGAAAACUCAGCCUAAAAUCUGCAAGUGGGGAUCUUCUCUCAAACGCAGAAGAAUGUGAGCUGCUGGCCUCAUAUGCUACCGACUUGUUCGAUGAUUCGGAGUUUGUGCUUCCUCCGCUGCUGCCUGUAUCUUCAGACAUGUUCUCCACUGAACAGUGGCAGCGAGCCUUUGAACAGCAGAAGCCGCACAAGGCAGUACCGAUGGGGGAUGCAUCCAUUCAAGCUUGGCGGACCAGUUCGGAGGUGCUCGCUGAGGGGUUGUCUCGGAUUGCUCAGGCGACAUUGUGUAGUGCCCAGCCGGAGCUUCCGCAGGAGUGGGCAGAGGUGCAGCUGGCAUGGCUGCCAAAGCCAGGACGUGCGCCAACAAGUCCAGGCUCCUUGCGCACGAUUGGGCUAAUGGGGGCGGAUGUCAAAUCUUUCCUCACGAUUAUCAAGCAUCAUGUCAAUCCUGUGGUGCAAACUGCUCUACGGCACGUGCCUCAAUAUGCCUACAGGCAACUUGCAUCAACGGGCGAUGCACUGCUACGAGCAACUUUGCAUUGCACCCAAGUUCGACAGACGCUGGCAGGUUAUCAGGACGACCAUACAUCACGCGUUCUCGGUGCUCCUGAGCGGGAACUUCUUGGAGGCCUUAUGGUAAGCAUUGAUUUGUCGAAGGCUUUUGAUAAGCUUCGGUAUGAAGAAAUGUACUUAUCCCUACAGGAAGCCCAGGUUCCGGAGCUGGGCAUGACAGUGAACUUCGCAAAAUCCAUUGCGGUGUUAGCGCUGAAGGGUGCAAAGGUUAGGCAAAUGCUGGCUAAACAUACCAAAUGGUGGAAUGGUGCCAGGUGCCUGGUUUUGCGUGAGAAUGAGCAUGACAUCUACAUUCCGAUCCAGGACUCGAUGCCGUACUUAGGGGCGGUACUCAGCUACCAUAGCUUCGAACUGCAAACAGCCCAACACCGCAUUCAACAGGCGAACUCGAACUUUGCUCAACUUCGGGACGUUCUUCGUACCAAUGGUGCGCUCAGCCGGGCUCGCAAGCUUGAUGUUUACAGGAUGUGCGUGUGGACCUCGCUGACCUACGGCAUUGCCUCGGUAGGUGCUACAUCAGCUUCAUGCCGCUCCUUGCAGUCGACUGCUGCUAUGCACUUACGUAAGCUUCUGAGGAUCUACAAGAAAGGGUACUCCAACGAAGCAGUACUCAGGCAGGCCGACCUUGCGCUGAUUCCCCACCUUUGCCAACGCGCGGCGCAGCAGGCCAAAUCGUUAGAGAUGGAUGUGCAUCGUGCGCCGGUUGUUCGACGGCAUGAAGACGAGCGAAGCAGACAAGUGCAGUUGCAGCUACAGGACCUCGAGCGAGACGGACUGCAUCAACACCUGGUUCCGAUCCCAGCGCAAGAUGACGCUCAUGUGAGUUGCCCGGUAUGUGGCCUGGAGUUUGUCAAUGCUUCAGGUCUUCAUCAACAUUUGCAUCAGAAACAUCCGGAGGUAGCCAAGGCGUCGAGUAUUGACUUUGUUCGGGAGCAGCAUUCGCUUUUUGGCCUACCAUAUUGUCGAUUCUGUCGUCACAGGAUGAAGUCGUGGCAAACUCUGACGAAGCAUGUGACGCAGGGGAUGUGUCUCCGGCUCAAAACAGCAAUCGGUCAAGGCCAGACGAUCCAAGAACUCCUGGCUCGAAUUGAGGCUUCGAGGCUCGGGAUCCACCUGUACCUCCUGACGAGGUUCGCAGCCUUCAACUCAGUGUCACUCGCCCGGAAUGCGGCGAUGCACGCCACGCAGUGCUCGGUUAUGUUUCAGGUUCUCUCGAUAAGACGGCUUCGGACUCAAAGUGUGGAUUGGACUCUCGUGCAAGGCUCCAAGCGAGCGGACGUCAAGGAGGCAGGCAAAAAGCCGGCUUACAAAUCCUUUCAAUCUCCAAUGGCAGCUGCGCUCAAACAGGGAGCGAAGUCGCUGGGAGCCACUUCUACUCUCGCAAUCAGCUCCUCGAGUACUACACAGGCGCCACCGAUCCCUGCGCACAAAAGCUCUGUUGAGCCGCUCUCUGCAAGCAGGACUCUGGUCCCCACGACCGGUGCCUCGAAGGGCACCAUUCAGGCGUACUUUCAGCGCCGCGGCACGGACAACCAAUGUGACUCAGAUCCCAUGCAGGCUCCUUUUACAUGCCAUUUGCGACUGGUCAAUCCUCAAGCACUAUGCUACGUCAAUGCCGGGAUCACGGCCAUCUUGCAUGCGUGCCAAGUGUCCCACACAGGUGUAGCUGAACUUGAGUUCCUAACCAAGGUCCUGGCACUUUCGACGCAAAGACGACAGGAGGUCCUACUCCCGCGCUUGUCUAGGUUUCGUGCACUGACACCGGACUGGGACUUCCACUCUGGUCAACAGGACACUGCGGAAUACAUGCACUACCUCUUUCAGGCAGUCACAACUCUGCAGAUCACGUGGGAUUCCAGGUGCACAGAAAAUGGGGAGCAUCGCAUUCGUGCUCAGGGCUCCAAUCCGAUCCCCAUGAACAUUUCCGACCUUCCAGAAGGCCGAUGUGCUCUUCAAGAGGUUGUAUGUGGCUGGCAUUGUGCAGACGGAGUCACAGCCAUGAACUAUGCGUACCCCAUUGUAUGCAUUCAAGUGAAUAGGUACAUCGAGGGAGGCAAGUGCCACAAGAUCAUUGACCUCCCAGCACAGGUGCUCCUUCCAGUCUUUGACGAUGUGUCUGCAGUCACAUGGCACAAAUAUGACAUCCGGAGUUCACUACGAGUGGUCAUUAUCGUGCUCUUCUCAAGGUCGGGAGCCUAUGGCGUAUCUCAGAUGACGGGUGUCCCAGUGUUGAGCUCACUUUGCAUGCUGGACAUGGGAAAAACAUUUAUGUGGUGGUGUGUGGACUUUGUUCUUCGGAACCACAUGCCGCGCCCGCUGCUCUUCGCUCUUAGACCGGGGCUCUUAGCACCUCCACGCCACCCCGUGUUGCCCAGUUCUUCCGCGGUUUCUUUGACUCCUACUGGCCAGCGGUCGCUGGCUCCAUUGCCAAUGGCUCAGGAUUGCCCUCCACUGGACCUCCAUCCGACUCGCUUGGAGACUUUGACACAGAAGACCGUGCCAGAAGCCAGAAGCAGAAGCGCACGGAAGCAGGCAAAGGCGGUAGAGGAAACUGGAGAGCUGGUGGCAGAGGCGGGCAAGGAGGGGGAUACGGCAGAGGUGCUGGAGUGGACUGAGGAAGAAUGGGACAAGUGGGCGAGCAAAUCGACCAAGGAAAUGAGCCUGGCCGAGGAGGUCAAGCAUCUUCGGCAGUGUCUGUUUGCGCUUCAGAGGAUGGUGCUUCGGGCGGAGGAUUUCAUGUCGUGCAUUCGUGCGGAGCUUUCAUGGGUAAUGUUCUUACGCCUGGAUAUGAAAGCUACGGUGGUCCCUGCUCUGUUCCAGCAGCAGAAAAAGUGGCGCGAGAUCAAGGCCCAGACUCCUGAAGCUUUGACGGGGCCAAUGCGCAUGUCGCUGGUGGUUCAGCUCUUCAAGGAACUUGGUGCCCGGCUUGCAAACUUUCAUGAGCAGGAGGAGUUGCUGCAGACAGUGCAGAAUCUCGGAUGGUACGACCACUCCAACCGAUCCUGGUUCUAUGUUAAAUGGGAUGCGGACAAUGAGCGCUUGACUCCGGACACCACAAAGGAGCCGAUUGGAUUUGAGAAGCUGUCAGCUGUGUUCGCAUCACUACAGCAGCUUGCCGCGAUUCCGAACACGGUGAUGAGGUUCCAUCCGUCCAGACCCAUGGAAGAGACCAUGGGCGGAAAGAACCUGACUUUCGUGCUGCAGCUCUGCAUCCUUGGAGAAUCCUCCAAACAAUUUCGAGAUCACUUGAGUCACUUGAGCCUCCUGAUGGGCCUUGCUGUCACUCAAUUGGUCGGUAUGGGACUCCGUCCUGAACGCGCUAACCGAUCCACCUUGGCCAACAUGAUUCAGAGCCAACUCCAGGAACUCACGGAUCGCGAGCUGUAA